Molecule: messenger RNA, 1666 nt
Organism: Paraphaeosphaeria sporulosa
Lineage: Eukaryota; Fungi; Ascomycota; Dothideomycetes; Pleosporales; Didymosphaeriaceae
Exons: 6
Coding region: 24-1661 (545 amino acids)
Source: RefSeq, a predicted model, not a curated record
GGUUGAGAUGCGGUUUCGUCAACAUGGGUAUGCGUGUGCUGGUAUUCGCUUGGCUGUGCCUUCUGAUGCUGGGAAACGUCAGAGGGUUGCAGCAAAUCCAUUCACGCGAACUGGGUAUCGCUGACAUCCCUCCUUGCGGCCUCACAUGUCUGCUUCCCAGCAUAGCUGACAGCGGAUGUGGAAUCACCGAUUAUCAGUGCCAAUGUGGGAAUACAAUUCUUGCCAAACGCGUGUCGGCAUGCAUGCUUGCAAACUGCACGAUGGAGGACGCGCUAGGAUUCUCCCAAGUGCAGGAUGACGUUUGUGACCUCUCAGAGGAUUCCAAAUCGAAUACGGUUCUUAUCUGUACCUGCGUCUGCUACCCUCUCGCGAUCUUCUUCGUCACCCUGAGGCUUGUGGGCAAGGUUAUGUCUAAGAGAGUCCGCUUAGAGGAUUGGAUCAUCGUCAGCUCGCUCAUUUUGGCUGCCAUGCCUAUCGCAUGUGUGGUGAAGAUGACGACAAUUGGCUUCGGUGAGCAUUUGUGGAAUCUGAAGCCAGGUCAGCUACUUCACAGCUUACGAUAUUUCUACAUCGCGUGGUCAACAUACGUCAUUGUGCUCGCCAUGAUGAAAGCAUCUUUGAUUAUGUUCUACCUUGAGAUCUUUCCGCUGAAAAGAGUCCGCAUCAUAGCAUACAUCAUUCUGGGUUGGAUCGUCAUCAACUCGCUCAUACUGUUCUUCCUCACCAUAUUCAACUGCCGGCCGGUGAAUGCUUUCUGGGACCGGGACAUUAAGGGACAAUGCAUGAACAUCAACGCGCUGGCGUUUGCGAAUUCCGGGACAGCAAUUGCACAAGACAUUGUGCUCCUCAUUUUCCCUUUGGUCUGCAUUAGACAGCUGAAGAUGCAACGCGCGCGCAAGUUUGCAGUCGGCCUGAUGUUCAGUAUUGGUACAUUUGGAUGCAUUGCGAGUAUAAUCCGCCUACAAUCUCUUUUCACGUUCGAAGCCACCCUCGAUCCGACGUGGGACUACGUGCCGGUGACCAUAUGGACCGAGAUCGAGCUGGCAUGCGGUUACGUCUGCGUCUCGCUCCCUGCCAUUCGCGUACUCAUAGGACGCGUCUUUCAUACAAGCAUAUUCUCAUCUAUGGCUCGCUCGCGGAAUACCAACGACAUGGCCACGCCACAAAACUCCGUCCCCAAACAAAUGCCCAAAGCCAUACCUACGCAAGUGAAGAAAAAGAGACAGACUGUCUGGAUGCGGCUUUCAGCUGCAGCCUACAAAGACAGCCCAGGUUCCCCUGCAGCGGUGGCGUGGCCUGCUGGCUGGAGUCCGCGUCCAUGGUCUGGGCCUCAGCGCACGCCAACGAAAAGCCACCAAAGGCUGGGUAGUGACCACGGGUCUGUGUGCAACUUCUCGCAUGUGCGAACCUGCACGCCUCCCGUCCCAGAUCAAACCUCACGUUCGGGACAUGAUGUAGAGUUGGGAAUUGUUCCACAGCCUCCGUCCAAGGCCGCAGCAUGCUUAAGUUGUGGGACCGACAACGGGUACUUGACGGCAUUGCCGACGCUGGGGUGCCUGCCCGAUCGGAAUUUCUCUAACACCGAUCUCAGGCGACCGGUGACGAGUAAUUCGAGAUGGCACAAAUGUUCGGUGUGGAACAGGACCGCUGGUCAAGGAUAGUAAUG